Messenger RNA from Cercopithifilaria johnstoni, 255 nucleotides. Lineage: Eukaryota; Metazoa; Nematoda; Chromadorea; Rhabditida; Onchocercidae. The record is from the annotation of a GenBank genome assembly.
AUGCAAAACGACGAAGGAGCACUUGUUGAGCUAUACAUACCAAGAAAAUGCUCCUCAUCAUCGCGUAUCAUCGCAGCAACUGAUCAUGCAGCAGUACAAAUCGACUUGGUCGAUGUAGAUCCUAAAACUGGACGCAUGGUACCAGGAAAAGUUAUAAGAUACGCAAUCUGUGGAGAAAUUCGGCGUAUGGGUGAAUCGGAUGAUUGCAUUUUGCGUCUUGCGAAGCGUGAUGGUUUGAUACCAAGCGGUUUUUAA